AUGGAGGGAAACUACGACAUUGUUGGACUCAACUUCGUCAUUCAACCCGUCUUAUUCUGCCGCGAUCCCAUUCAAGGAUCAGACGUCGUCCGCUCUCAAUACCGCAACCCAGCAAACUUCCUCGAUCACGACACCCUCUUCGAUCUCCUCGCCAACACUCCCGAAGCUAAUCACGCAGGCCCCAUGUUCUUCAGCGAUCACGGAACUCCCCAAGGAUGGCGCUUCAACCACGGCUACGGCUGCCACACCUUCAAGUGGGUAAACUCCAACGGAGAGUUCGUCUACAUCAAAUACCACUUUAUCGCAAAGCACGGUCAAAAGCAAUUCACCGAUAGUGAAGCUAUGCAAAUGUGCGGUGAAGACCCUGACUACUCCAAGAGAGAUCUUUGGGAGGCUACCGAGAAUGGUGAGGAGAUUGAGUGGACGGCUCAUGUGCAGGUCAUGGAUCCUAGACAAGCGGAUCUUGAUAAGCUUGGGUUCGAUCCUUUUGAUGUUACAAAGGUUUGGCCGCAAUCGCAGUUUCCGAUGAAGGAGUUUGGAAGAUUGGUGCUGAACAAGAACCCUGAGAACUUCCAUCGCGAUGUGGAACAAGCGGCUUUUUCGCCUGGCAGCAUGGUUCCUGGUAUCGAGGACUCGCCUGAUCCUCUCCUUCAGUUCCGCAUGUUCUUCUACCGCGACACUCAGUAUCAUCGCAUCGGUGUCAAUCUGUACCAAAUCCCCAUGCGCGUUGAUGCCAAUCACGCGGACAACAAACAAUAUGCCCCCAACAGCUUCGCUCACAAGUUCAGACCUGAUGUUGCAGAGACGCCGUAUCAGGUCAGCGACAAUAUCGCAACCAAGGGUCUUCACCGCGUCAAGUUUCCCGAGAUCCAGAGCGAGUACUUGGCACAGGUGUACAACAUCUCGGAGGAUUAUGCACAGGGCAUUUAUGAUCUUCUGGACCAACCUCAAUUUGAGUUCUCCAAAGUCAAGGAACUGGCUGAGACUGCGCAGGAGUGGUAUAAGGAGCCCAAGUUCAGGCCUGGUCCUGGAUCAAAAUUGGCUGGAUAUCCUCCGUCUUCGGCCGUUUACCAGGCAUAA
This is a messenger RNA of Fusarium musae, 1080 nucleotides long. RefSeq lists its product as uncharacterized. The coding region runs from base 1 to 1080 and encodes 359 amino acids. Gene Ontology annotation, biological process: response to hydrogen peroxide; hydrogen peroxide catabolic process. The record is from RefSeq and is a predicted model, not a curated record. Gene Ontology annotation, cellular component: cytoplasm; mitochondrion; peroxisome. The transcript is spliced from 5 exons. Gene Ontology annotation, molecular function: heme binding; catalase activity. NCBI's taxonomy places the organism in Eukaryota, Fungi, Ascomycota, Sordariomycetes, Hypocreales, Nectriaceae.